AUGAGCCAUUUUCUGGAACAUCUGCGCCAAGUUGUGCGGCAAGCCAGGCGGCAUCCGUCUUCCCAGCGUCCCAGGAAAUCACCCAUAACGUCGAAACCUGCGAAUAGCACUCCGGCUAUCUGGGAGAAGCUUCCUGUGGACGUUCUAGUCAAGAUCCUGGUCCAAUGCGACCUGGAAGAGAUCCAUUCCUUCUCGGCGACAUGCCGCCUUUUACACCAGCGCAUCUAUAGCAUUGAGCCUACUAUAGCCAAGGCCUAUCUCCAACGCCGGAGGCGCGAGGAUCGAUAUACCGCUCCGCUAAAUCAAGAGAGUCGCAUCGCUGCUGGUGAUGACCUCACCUUCAUAUCCGACCUCUUCCCGCCGCCACCUCCCCACUACACCCCGAGUGGUACGCUGCAAGAAUCCCCCGACUAUUCGUUCGGGUACCUGACCGAUCUCGCGCGGUGCUGGCGGACAUGCAUCCGGCUGUCUUUUUACCUCGCUGAGUACCUCGUCCAGCAUUACCUGGAGACCAACUCGGUAGCCCGGGAAUUGUGGGCCUCCUCCAAGACAGAGAAGGAGUAUGUGUAUAGCAAGGGCGUCGGUGCGCUGCAAGCCCGCCUGCUUCCGUCCAUAGCCUACCUCGUCUACUUUCUAGAAUCCUGCGCCGACACAACCACCCCGACGCACUCGCUCGACCUGCAGGAACGCAUCCUGCAGGCACCCCCCUUCACGGAUGCAGAGGUGCUCCUCUCCACCCACCACACCAUGCACACCCUCAUCCACACGGUCCGCCACCUGAUGGCCCCAGACAUCCCCUACACCUCGUCCCCAACAUGGGUGAGCCUCCUGCUCACCACAUCGACGCUCGAACGCAUCGUGGAUCUGUUCGCUGCUGUCGCUGCAGAUUCCCAGCCCGAAGCCCAGACGAAGAAGAAGUGUGAACACAAUCAACCACACCAGCAUCACGAUCGAACGCAGGCGCAAGCGCACAACAAUUCCCACAAACAACCCCAUCACGAACCCAAUCCCAGCUCCCCCCACUCCCACUCCCACCACACCUCCACCAGCUCAUCCCACUGGUCCCACCGCAUGGACUUCCUCUGGCAGAUGCGCCGCGACUACGGCGACUUCCUGGCCUCCCUGGUUGGACCCGACCACCACCACCACCACGAGGACCUAGACCUGGACACCGGCCACUCGCGCAUGGUGCCCCGUUUGCAGGCGAUCUGGUUUGAGGCGGCGGAGCGCGAGAUCCAGGCGAGGGGUCUGGGCGGGCAUGCGCCGGAGGUGGUGUCGGUCUUGCAUGGGGGUGGACCGCGCUUAGGGUGUGCAGUUUGUUGUUCGUAG
Molecule: messenger RNA, 1329 nt
Organism: Aspergillus saccharolyticus JOP 1030-1
Lineage: Eukaryota; Fungi; Ascomycota; Eurotiomycetes; Eurotiales; Aspergillaceae
Product: F-box protein
Exons: 3
Coding region: 1-1329 (442 amino acids)
Molecular function (GO): protein binding
Source: RefSeq, a predicted model, not a curated record